This is a messenger RNA of Penicillium digitatum Pd1, 792 nucleotides long. RefSeq lists its product as uncharacterized. The record is from RefSeq and is a predicted model, not a curated record. Lineage: Eukaryota; Fungi; Ascomycota; Eurotiomycetes; Eurotiales; Aspergillaceae.
AUGGCUUUCAAUGUGCGCCUCGGGUCGCUGACCCUAUUGAUGGUUUUGCUACAAACUGUAUCGGCUCAAUUCUGCUCCUUUUGGAAUAACGGAUGCAUCGACUCGCUCGCUCAGACUGCAAUUCGCUUCGACCUCAAACCUCUCUUUCCGGACCCCGUCACGCUUUACUACAGCUUUGAUGCCAGUUCCUCUGGCAAGGGCGCGGGGCCCAUGACCAAAACGGCCUUUUGGCUGGGAUAUCAAAAUGACAACAUCAAUGUAAACGCGGUCGACUCAAAUCGCACCUCGGAAAUUGGACUCAGGAUCGGCAAUUUAACCGGUACCCCUUCUGGGGGGAACAACGGAUGCGAUGGGAUUUGGGGGGAUGACUGUUCCCGUGAUCUUAAGAGCGCUCUGCAGAAUGGCAUUUACCUUCUUGCGGUGUCGGGCGAAUACUAUUCCAAGCCUCUCGAGGUCGUUCUCAACAACAUGUUGAUAAAGCCUCCGUCGCUGCCUUCGUGCCCACCACCCACUCUUGAUGUCGCGGCCAUUCCAGUCCAAGAUUUCGCCAAAGAACGAGUCCCGGAUCAGAACGUCACCAUCAUGCCACCUGGCUCGGGCGCUUGGCCUUGGCAGGUCUGGUAUCUCGAUAACAUGAACGCCCGCAACCAAGCUUCCCAGGUGGCAGUUGGCAUCAUCAGUCGCGCCCCUGCUUAUAAUAGCGCACCACCGGACGGCCCAAAUGACAUCAUGGUUGAACUUGUCUGCAUUCAGGCUCCUUCUACUGGAACUUCGAAGGGCUCUCAAGAUUAA